Corythoichthys intestinalis (scribbled pipefish) is the source of this 1451-nucleotide messenger RNA. It is a transcript of the gene necab3, whose product is annotated as N-terminal EF-hand calcium binding protein 3. Lineage: Eukaryota; Metazoa; Chordata; Actinopteri; Syngnathiformes; Syngnathidae. Bases 69 to 1127 code for a protein of 352 amino acids. Gene Ontology annotation, cellular component: Golgi cis cisterna; endoplasmic reticulum; cytoplasm. Gene Ontology annotation, biological process: regulation of amyloid precursor protein biosynthetic process. The record is from RefSeq and is a predicted model, not a curated record. Gene Ontology annotation, molecular function: calcium ion binding. The transcript is spliced from 13 exons.
CUCCCAGCGCGUCUCCGGCAUCCACAGCCUCCCGAUUCAGAUCUGAUUCUUCAUUUAGAGUGGAAAACAUGUUGGCUUGCACGGAGAUGAUCACCAUGUGUCUUCAGUCAGCUAAGCGCAAGCAUGUUUGGGCUCAACAACAACAGCAGCAGCAGCAGCAACAACAACAGCAGCAGCAGCUUGGCAACGGACGAGGGCUCAGCAUCCUUCAUGAUAUUUUCCGCCGGGCAGACAAAAACGAUGAUGGCAAGCUGUCAUUCGAGGAGUUUAACGCUUACUUCGCUGACGGCGUCCUGACAACGGCGCAACUGCAGGAGCUUUUCUAUUCUAUCGAGGGGCGACAGAAUAACAAUCUGGACACUGACAAGCUGUCAGAUUAUUUCUCUGAGCACUUGGGCGGGUAUCUGAAUGUCCUCUCAGCCCUGGAGAAGUUGAAUGUGGCCGUUCUAAAGGCCAUGUAUAAAACUAAAGAGGAGUACCACGACUCCAGCGUCCUGGGUCAGUUCGUAACCCGCUUGCUCCUGCGAGAGACGUCUGCUCAGCUGCUGUCCCUGCAGAGUUCACUGCAGUGCGCCAUGGAGGCCGUGGACCAGGAAAGCACCCCCGCUCUUGCAAAGCUGGAAUCAAGCGGCCAAAACUAUGGUCACUCUGUCCCUAAAAACGACCCGAACGACGUCACCCGACGCUCCCUAAUCGCAAACGAGGAAGAAGAGUGGAACUCCCAGAUUACCAGGCUCCAGCAGUUGCUUGAUAAACUGGAACAUCAAAGUCCAAAGUUGGAGCCUCUGAAGAAGGACACCUCCACAUCUACAGCUAACAUUCUGCUGGUCCAGAGGAAAAUGACUGUGAACGAUAAUGAUCUGGACAUGUUCCACAAAUUUCUCAAGAACUACGCGGAUGCAGCGUCGGUCCACUCGGACAACAUGCAUGUGUCUGUUCAGAAAGCUACAGAAAAGCCGUCUUUUGUGAUUUAUGAAUUCUGGAAAGACCGCCUGUCCUGGAUGAGCUACCAGCAGUCCAACAGCAGCAAAGACUUCCAGCGGUGCAUCAUCAACAUGCUAGAUGAACCUGAGACUGUAUCUACAAUGUUGCUUCCAGCAUCCUGGUGGAUUAUGACUAACAACUGAAUCCAGAGUGUCACAUUCCCUGCCUCCGACGCUGUCACAUGGACGCUGGCGCAUCAACCCACCCACUUGCAUGGCCACACACACAUACACACACUCGCAAACAUGGAUGAUUCAGAGUGCAUCCGUGUGUUUGAAGGCCGUGUCCCCCUCCUGCCUAUUCCCGGGAGCCUCUUGUCAUCUUCAGCUGCUCAUUAUUUCGCCACAAGAUGCCACACAAUGUACAUACUGAACAAUUAUGUCAUUUGUUGAAGACAUUGAAGCUCUAAACAUGCAUGACAAUACUUAACGAAGCUUCAUGUGAAUUGUAUUGAGAGAAUAAAGUAA